AUGUUUCUUAAACGCCCAGAUAAAAUAAGCAUUAAAAAUGGAUGCUUGUAAACUAAAGGAAAGUCACUCAACCUUGGUUUUGGAGAUACAAUGCUUUUCUUGAAACUAAGAGUAAUGUUAAGCAAAAAUAUUAGUUGCUUAUAAGACCUGGCUAGGAAUUUGAUCCACUUUAGAUGAAUUUAUUAUCAAUGGAAGUGUGA
Messenger RNA from Paramecium octaurelia, 200 nucleotides. The record is from the annotation of a GenBank genome assembly. NCBI's taxonomy places the organism in Eukaryota, Ciliophora, Oligohymenophorea, Peniculida, Parameciidae.